ACAAUUCCCUACUACCAAAGCACAUUCACUACACCAAACCCGGACGUGUUUGAGUGAAGAGAACCCCGAUCGUGUUUGCCCGGCAGUCUGUCACGGGGCGAAGAGCGGGAACCAUCACACGCUUAACCGGUUCCCCGAAAAAAAAAAAAAUUGUUUUUUCUUCAACAAUAUAUUUUGUUUUUCCUUUUCUCUUCUUUGAUCCGAGUGUUGAAUAAUUUUUUUUUUUUUCCUCCCCUUGUGUAAUAAAUAUAUAUAUAUAUUUCGAGAUAAAAUUUUUUUAUUAUUGACGCAAACAUUGUUGUCAGAGGGAAUAAGUUUGCUUCCCUUGGGGAGCUGGACCUCUGGCAAAGAGAGGCCUAUCACGAGAUGUUGACUGAUAUGACACCAGCGGCGGCUGGUCAACUCUAUCCUCAACUACAAUCAAUCAGCAAGACACCAGUUCAUGGUCAUGUGGAUCAUCCGGGUCUUAGAGGCACACCAUUGGCGAUGCUGGCGGCGCAAUGUAACAAAUUGAGCAGCAAGAGUCCCCCGCCGUUGGCGGACGCAGCAGUGGGAAAGGGGUUUCACCCUUGGAAAAAGAGUCCACAGAGCAGCGGGAGUUCACCGCAGCACACGGGCGGAAGUGGCACCGGAUGUACGACGACUGGCGUCACGCAGAGACCAACAGCAACCAGCAGCGCUGGUAGUACCGGUGGCUAUGCCCGAGCACCGGUCACGUCCUGCGCCUCAACGGCUCCACAAUACGGUAGCGAUCUCUACUUUCCCGGCACGGCAAGUGCUCAACCUGCCAGCGAUCCACAUCAUCAUCAAAGCAGUAUCCUCGGCAAGGUCGAAGGUGCAACCUUGGGCUCCGUAUACGGACGACAUCCCUACGAAUCCUGGCCCUUUAAUACAAUGCCAGGUGCCACGCACGGUGGAAUUAAAGCCGGCGAUGGCUGGUGGGAUGUGCAUGGAGCAGCCACAGGCGGUUGGCUCGACGUCAGCGGAACCGUAGGCGUUGGCGUUCAUGCCGCUCAAAUGGCAAACUAUUCAGCCGACUACUCGAGCCUUGCACUUGCUGGCAAUCAUCUUCUCACUUCGGCAACAACCGCCGGACACAAUCUCCUUCAAGACACCUACAAAUCAAUGCUACCGGGCGGACCCCCUGGAUUUGGACUUCAUCAUCAUGCAGCUGCAACUGGAGGCGGUGCCGGCAGUCCCCAAGGUGGCGCAACUGGUGCUGCCAACGUCAGUCAAGCUCCAUCGCCCCGCUCCCAGAGGCGAUACACAGGACGAGCAACCUGCGACUGCCCCAACUGCCAAGAAGCCGAGCGACUUGGACCAGCUGGCGUUCAUCUCCGGAAGAAGAACAUCCACAGUUGUCAUAUACCAGGCUGCGGCAAGGUCUACGGCAAGACAUCACAUCUAAAGGCCCACUUACGGUGGCACACUGCGACACCUGCGAACCCACACCGGCGAAAAGAGAUUCGCCUGUCCGGUCUGCAACAAGCGGUUCAUGCGCAGCGAUCAUCUCGCGAAGCACGUCAAGACGCACAGCAGCAGCAGCAGCAGCGGCGGCAGCAAGGGCAAGGGGGGAGCGGGGAGCUCGUCGGCCGAGUCCUGCUCCGACAGCGAGGACAACGGGAGUCAGCAGAGUCCCAAUUCCAGCUCGGUACCACCACCACCACAGCAACCUCCUCAGGGCCUAGUGGUGGUGGCGGGAGCGGUCCAGGACACCAACUCCCAGAACAACACCACCAGUCUCUCCCAUCAACCGACAACGCCCAUGACCCCAAUGCAGAUGACCCCACCGCCUCUAACCCCACACCAUCCCCACCACCCUCAUCUCCCGCCUCUAAUGCACCAUCCUCAUCAUCACGCAACAUCCGUACAUCAUCAUCCACACGCGGGGAUGAGCAUGCACUGAGCCCGGUGGGGCCCGGAGCCGGUGGCUGCAAUAACGGUUCAACGGCACUGGGCUCCCCCCUAUCCUACCCCCUAAAUCUCAAUUUAAUUCAUCAUCAAAAUCAAUCCCUCCUUCAUAAUCAACAAUCAUCACAUCUUCAUCAUCAUCAUCAUCAUCAACAUCAUUUACAUUCCCAUCACCAACAGCAAUCGCGUCAAAACAAUUCCUACACGGUUUCGCAAAAUCCCGGCAAUCCUGGCACACCAGGGACCGCGCAGACUCCCUCACCAUCGUCCCCGCCGCCUGUACAUAGUCUCUAGGCCGACACCUCCCCGUGCAACCCCCCACAGCACUUUCAUGUACCAAUCACCGAUCGUUAACGUGUAAAUACUUAUACAUAGUGAGAGUAGCGCGAGAGAUAAUGAUAUUAUAUUGAAGCGAUAUAAUAUUGUACAAAAAAAAAAAAAUGAAGAAGAAGAAAAUGAAAACAGAAAAAGUUAUUACCGCAUUCUUGUGCGCACUAAGACACUGACUCUUAUCUUCAACACCCAAAUCUAAAAAGUCUCUCGGCUCUUUACUUCAAAUAUAAAUAUUUAUAGUUGGUUCUGUUAAAAUUCAGUUGUAAUUUUUAGAGUUUUAUUUUAUUGAUAAAUUUGUAUUAUCGUGAUUUUAUUUUAUAAUUUUAUGGUUAUACGAAAUAUUUCCCAAUUUUCAAUAUUUUGGAUACACUGUUGCAUAUAAUCCAAAGGGUAAGAAUUUGUGUCAAUAUAAUGCUUGAAACUUUUUUUGCUGAUCGUGAUAUAAAUUUUUAAAUUAUUUUCUCGUUGAUGAAAAAUUUAUUAAUAUUAAUUACUAUUAUUAAUAUUAUUAUUAAUAAUUAUUGAUACAGUUUCUUGCUUCUUGGUGAGAAUUUUCAUUUGCAUAAUUGAUGUAGCUUCUUUUCAAUCACUGGUUCAAAUUUUAAAGCAUCAGUAGUAUUAUAAAUAAUUGCAUUACCAAAAUUAGAACCAUUGGUUGAAACUUUUGAUCAUUAGUGCCAUUUUUUUUUUAUCAAAUUUUGAAUCAUUAUUAUACCUUUCUAAUGAUACAUUUUUUUGUAUCAGUUUCUAGAGCAUAUCUUUCUAAAUAAAAAUUUGGGAAAUAGUUGGUACCACCAUUUCAUUUAAUAUUUGACAUGAAAAUUACAACUUGGAAAAAAAAUUGAUUAAGCGGAUCCAACUAUUUUUGCCAUAUAAAAGAAAUAUAUAAAAGAAGUUAAAGAUCAAUUUAUUAUUUUCGUAUAGGAAAAAAAAGUAUAUAUAUAUAUUUAUCGAAACGAAUUCCUUGAAAGGAAGAAAAAAUUAUAAUAGAAAAUCUUACUUUGUAGAUUUGGGAAUUGGAGAUCAGGUUGUACCAUACACCGACUACGUUCUCCGGGAAGUCCCCCACGCGAAUCACCGGAAAUACGAUCGUCGGUCAGGUUACAAACGUCGGCGAUUCCAAUUUCUUCAUAUUAUACAUAUAUGUACACAUAUAUAUAUAUUUAUAGUUUUAAUAAUUUUUUUCCGAAUAUAUGAUUCGAAAUAUUUUUUUUUCUUUAUAUUAGAAAAAAAAAAAGCUCGACGUUUGCAACUUGGACUCGUACGGACCCAUAUCACCCUUUCAAGUCUAGUAUCUUACUAUUAAUUAAUUAUUAUUAUUAUUAUUAUUAUUAUUAAUUAUUAUUAUUAAUUAUUAUUACUAGAGUAUUAUUAUUAUUAUUAUUAUUAUUAUUAUGAAAAUUAUAAAUUCAUUUUAAGAAGAGAUAAAAGAGGAAAAAUAAACGAUGCUUUUGUCAGUAAAACCAAAUCACGGCACUAGAUUUCAUUUAAUCAUAUAACCCUUUCCCAAAUCGUUAAAAUGAAAAAUUCAAAUAGUAAUUGAGAAAAAAAAAAAAGAAGGAAAAAUUUAAAUAAUAAUCCGGUCGUCUCGCGUUAAUCGCUCGUCGACGGAUAACAAAUAUAAGCACUUGUCAGAGGAAAUUAUUUUUUUUUUGGGGGCCUCAACGAUGUCUCCUCGCUUGACCCUUGCUCUUGUCAUACAACUGCUGUUCUCAUCGAUGAUGAUGAUGCAACAACAACAACGCAUCUUUAUGGGACUCGCAGCAGCUUACAUCGCAGAAAGGAACAUCAAUCAUAAACUAUAUAUGGAUGUGGGGGAUCACCUUUCACUAUUAAAAAACUUUUCCGAGAUCCUUUGCCAAAAACGCUCCCUAGCUGCAGCACCACGGAUGUCGGAUGCACACACACACACAACCCAGUCUCACGCUGAGAUGUCAUUGAGAAAGGUUUAGAUACACAGUCACUUCUCACUCACAUACACACAUGUAGAGUGCGAGCUCUCGAAGGAGAUCAAAUGGGAGUCGAGUGAACGUGGGUGGCAUAUUCAGAGAGUACAUCAUCAAACGAAGGCCAAAGAGGAAAAAGGACCUGACGAGCGAAACAUGCGUCGACACUUUGGGACUGGUUAUAUAGCAAAAGCCCUUGAGGACACACAUUAACAAGGGGGUGUCAGAUUUACCAAAGCCGUAUAUACCGCUUUUGAAGGAAAAAUAAAAAAUCUACUUAGAAACAUGCAUAGAUUUGCCUUUUGUAAAACUAAGGCUGUGCGAUAUUUCUAUAUAAAUAUUUUCAAUUCCAUUUUAUAUUUUUAAUUACUUUACUACCAAAAAAAAAAACAGCAAAAAAAAAAAAAAAAAAAAAUGAAAAGAAAUAAAACAUUAUUCAAUUAUUAGCCAAGUAUUAUUAAAUAUAACAAGACUCAUAUCCAUAAAAAAAAAAUAUGGAUAUUAAAAAUAAAGCAAAAAAAAAUAUAUAUAAAAAAAUGUGAAUAGUAUUGAUAAUAGUUGCUAAGAAACAAAAAAAUAAAAAUGUUACUGUUUGAUAUAUAUUUCCUUAAGGUUUCAGAGAGCAAUUAUCAUUCUUGUAAAGAAUUCCCUGCUCUUCUCUGGGUUGUUACUAUAUGUAAAAAUAAAAAAAAAAAAAAAAAAAAAAUCGCAGGAGAUUUUAUUUUUCGUGAAACGAAUUUUUUUCUUUCCUGUUUGAAUUUUAUAUGCAACGAAUUUUUUGUGUUAUUGUCUUGUUCUGUUUUUUUUCUUCUUUUUGACAAAAAAAAAAAAAAAAAUUUUGCAUUGUUGUAAAUAAGGCACACGAAAUAUUUAUAAUACAUUUUAAAUUUUACGAUUGCGUUUGCCAAAAAUAAAAAACAAAUUCGAUUUUUGUCACGUAUAUGAAAGAAUUUUGUCGUUGUCAAAUUUAACACUCAUAUAUUUAUUGUGUAUGUCAUUUCUAUUGUGAAAAAAAAGCCUUCCGACACUGUAAGUCAUGGUUUAAUAAAACAAGAUUCAACAUAAA
Leptopilina boulardi is the source of this 5256-nucleotide messenger RNA. It is a transcript of the gene Sp1, whose product is annotated as transcription factor Sp8. The coding region runs from base 367 to 2205 and encodes 612 amino acids. Gene Ontology annotation, biological process: regulation of transcription by RNA polymerase II. The record is from RefSeq and is a predicted model, not a curated record. The transcript is spliced from 5 exons. Lineage: Eukaryota; Metazoa; Arthropoda; Insecta; Hymenoptera; Figitidae. Gene Ontology annotation, molecular function: DNA-binding transcription factor activity, RNA polymerase II-specific; RNA polymerase II cis-regulatory region sequence-specific DNA binding.